This is a messenger RNA of Medioppia subpectinata, 1317 nucleotides long. The record is from the annotation of a GenBank genome assembly. Lineage: Eukaryota; Metazoa; Arthropoda; Arachnida; Sarcoptiformes; Oppiidae.
AUGCCCAAAAAGUCAUUAAAAGCCCUAUUCAUUCCAGUGGACGGUAUCGGACACGUGAACGCAUGCAUUGGUAUCGCCGAACAGCUAAUAACAGCCGGACAUCGGGUGUCGUUCCUCAUGAACACCCAAUGGGAGGGCAAACUCAGACACUACGGUAUCGACGAAAUACUAUACCCGCCACUACAGGGACGUCAAGCCGGUAGCAACGCCGCCCUCGACGGGGCUAAUAUGUUGCGAAGUUUUGGCAUUAUUGGCUCAGCCGGGCCACUUGACACCAUGGUGGCCUGGGUGACCAACUUGGUUCCCCAUUGCAUAAGGGAGUCCCGGCUUAUGGACCCGUUUGUUGAUAAGGCUAUCGCCGAUUUACAGCCCGAUGUGAUAUUUAUUGAUCAGGUGGUGGCCAUGGCAUCAGUGGAGCGUUCGGGUAUACCCUGGGUAUGGGUUUCCAGUUAUAAUCCACUGUUUCAGUUGUACGACGAGCGCACACCACCUCCCGGCUCAGGUUUAGCAGCCAAUGGCGACCGUAAAGAGUGGGCGCACUUCAGACACACCGUAAACGAUGCCAUUAAAGACAUAUGGCGUGAGUUUAAUGACUAUUUUGUGAGCAAUGGUUUACCAGCGCUUGAUUACGGCCAGUAUGUGCGCCAACCAACACACCUACACAUAUACCCACUGCCCGUCGAACUGGACUACACAGACCUGAGACCAGUGCCCGACCGGUGCCUACAAUUAGACAACUUGAUGCGUAAAGAUGUGCAUGCUACUUUCACUAUACCUAAACAACUAUCCAAUAAACCAGGCAAAUUGAUCUACGUGGGUUUAGGCUCACUGGUUUUAUCAGAUUUGGAAAACACCAAGCGCUUAAUGGCAUUACUGGCCAAAUCAACGCAUCGAUUCAUUGUGUCAAAGGGUCCGCAUCAUGAUAAGUACGAGUUGCCUGGUGCUAAUAUGUGGGGCGAGCGGUAUGUGCCACAGAUACAGGUGCUGCCAUUAGUGGAUCUGGUAGUAACACAUGGUGGUAAUAAUACGGUCACCGAGACAUUAUAUUACGGUAAACCCAUGGUUGUGCUGCCGGUGUUUGCCGACCAGUUUGAUAACGCGCAGAGACUGCAUGAGUUGGGCUAUGGUUUACGACUCGAUACCUACCGGUGCUCUGAGGCUGAGCUGUUGGGCGCUAUCGAUAAGUUGCUGAAUAAUAACGAGUUGAACGCAAAGUUGGCUAAAAUAGCCACAAGAAUACAAUCGGAUAAUAAAAUUUCUAAAAUACCAGGGUUGAUUGAACAAUUAUGCAACGGUGAUACUAAUCGGCAUGAAUAA